GUGCUUCUAGAUCAGCGGCGUCUGCUGCCUCGAGGCAGGACUCUCCCCGCUCCAAGACCAAAGCUCAGACAUUCCCAACUCGUGGCUUGCACGCCUCACAAUCCCCUUUCCUCUAAUUGAGCAAAUUUCGGGCUUCCUCCCGUUAGACAUAACCUGUUACUCGUCUCUCUCCGUGACCACUCGUUGCCGCCGACCUACCACUUUGCUCAUUCUUCGACACCGGACCAGGUCGCAUGCUCAAGGCCCUACAAGCCACAUCUCCGAUGGCCGUGUCCGAACCCAGAGCCAAGCUGAAAUCUGUGCUUGGUUUUGCUGCCAGCGGAACGCCGAAGGACGUCGAGACGCUUCCAUCCCUCGCAAACAACAACGGCUACAACCGCCCUCAAGCAUUCUCGCGUCGAAGUAUCGACAGCGUAGCCAGCUAUCAAGUCAAGGGCAAGACCCGUACAAAUCGUACAAGCGUGGCGGACGGCCCUUUCUUUGAAGAAGACGCUGUAACUAUCAGCUCAGACGUCCCCGGAAGCAUGAGGAACGGCAUCGCGCCCCGUUCAAUGCCCUCGCGCAGGAUACCCGGUCGCGGCGAGAAGCAAGAGGGACAUUGGACCAUUAGCGUGGCUGAGACUCCGCACGAUACGUCGUCGUACAGCCUGUACGUCAAGACACCGACCCACAAUCUAACGCUCACUCGCAGCGCAGUCGAGAUCGUCGAAGUAGACGGGAAGUUGCGCGAUACUCUACCAGGGCUCAAGUUGCCCAAGCUGCCGCUUGAUGCCUCCAGUUUGCCGUCUCCACCCAAGAAGAAGGGCAAUUUCCUCAUCACGCUUUCGCGGUUCGCGUCACCGUCAAGCAAGAGCUCUACCUUGCGACAAGCCUCUUUGAGUCGUCCGACCACAGUAACUGCGCAGUCGAGCUCACAUACGUCCUCUGUGAAUACUCCCGUCGCGUCUCCCUCACAAGAGCGCGACGAUCCAUUUUCAUCCUUCUCCCCAGAAACCCUCGGCGGCGUCGACGGAGAGAUUCAUCCGUCGCAUGCCAUCGUGACUGCCCUCGGAGCCUACCUCACCGCCGUAGCAAAUGACCCCGAUGUCCGUCAGACACGCGUGUGGAAGCGAUUCGUGAGGGUGCGCACGGAUGACCUCCAGAGUGCACGGCCAGAACGUGCAAUCAAACGCGUGCGUUCAGACCUUGCAGCCCAUCCAAGUCCCAGCAGCACUGCGCCGUCCAUGAGCCAAGUUCUAAGCGACGCCGAGAACAUCGCCAGUGGCACCAAGACGCCCGAGGAGCAGACUCAAGAGGAGAUUCCCGCUCCUGCCCAGCCCGAUGCCGAACAGAAGCCUGAGAUUGACGAUGCCCCAACCGCCGCGGACGAGAAGCCCGCUCAGGAAACGGGCUAUGCGCCUGGCGCUCCAUACACCACCGGGCAGGCUGAAGAGCCAUUGCGGGCAGAGCCCGAACAACAGCCCUCAUCAGAGCCCGUGCACGAUACCUCUGCAUCCCUUCCCGAAGCUCCAAUACCUGUUCCCAGCACACCUGAGACCGAGGAAGUCGGCCGAUCGACCCCCACGCCCUCUGAGUCGCCCUCCUCAAGAAACUCGCACAUUGUCCGUUCCCAGUCAGCAGACCCCAUGCAGCGAGCAUCCCGCAUCCAUUCAAGCUCGUCCGCUAUAUCCCAAUCGCUUCGGGGCAGCUCUUCCCAGGCUUCUAUGACCGGUGAUGAUUCCUCUAUUUCGACUACUGGACGGCGCUCAAGUCGGAAGAAGCGCUCGAAGUCUGUCGACCCUGCCCAGCUUGAGAAGAAGAAAUCGAAGCGAAAAGUGGUUAUUGACGACUUCGAGUUGGUGCGAGUCCUCGGGAAGGGUUGUGCGGGCAAAGUGCUCCUCGUGCGCCACAAGCCAACGUCCGGUGUGUACGCCCUCAAGGCUAUUACGAAACGGCAUGUGCUCGCACAUCAAGAGCUGCAACACACUCUCACGGAGCAGGCGGUGCUCAAGAGGAUGGCCGCUGAGGGUACGGACCCUUUCGUGGUCAGGCUCUGGUGGAGUUUCCAUGACAAAGAUUACCUAUACUUGGUCAUGGACUUCCAUCCUGGUGGAGAUCUGGCCACACAGCUAGCUCGGCUCGGCCGCUUGGGCCGCGACCGGGCCCGUUUCUACGCAGUCGAGAUAGUAGAGGGUGUAGAGGGCCUUCAUGCGGCAGGUGUGAUCUACCGCGACCUCAAGCCGGAGAAUAUUCUCAUUGCGAGCGACGGCCACAUUGUCCUGACGGACUUCGGUCUGUCCAAGGAAUUCCCACGCCGGUCAGCUGCGGUCACCGCACCGCCAACGCCGUCCGGGUCAAGAAACGAGUUCCUCGAUGGCUAUGGGCAGCCUACCACCCCGCCUUGGAUGGAGGAGCAGCGUAUCGCGAACCCCUGGACAGGAUUGAAUGACACAACAACCACUUUCUGCGGUACUGCGGAGUAUCUAGCGCCCGAGGUCAUCCAGGGUCUGCCGUACAGCUAUGAAGUCGACUGGUGGAGCUUCGGCACAAUGCUGUAUGAAAUGCUUGUCGGAAUAACGCCGUUUUGGGCGGACAACCAUUCCGACAUGUAUUAUAGAGUACUGCAAGACGAACUCGUAUUCCCUGACGAGAUCCACAUCGAUCGCGAUACCAGAAGUCUGAUUCGAGGACUGCUUCAACGCAACCCCGCCCUCCGUAUGAAAGAGCCAAGGAUCAAGAAGCAUCCUUACUUCUCAAUGAUCGAUUGGUCACAUGUGUAUCACAAACGCUACAUCCCGCCUUUCGUUCCGCCAAUCGACCCGUUGAAUGCCGGCGAUACGCAGAAUUUCGAUGAUACCUAUCUCGAGAUGGAGCCAGUCAUUGCCGAUGAGGCCGACGACAGCAACGCGGAGAAUGAACAGACGGAUAACGAGCGGACGGAUGGAGAAGAAUCCGUUGCUACUCCUUCGCAGUCGCGCAGCCCAUCUGUCCACCCCGAAGAAGGUGCCGUCGAUGUGUUUGACGGGUAUUCCUUCAAGGGUAGGCACUCGGUCAUCCUGGACGACGAAGGCGAAGAGGGCGAAGGCGGUGGGUCUAGUGAUGAAGACGGUGGCGAAGGAGAUGAAUCAGAGGAGGAGUACGAGGAGGAAUCUGCCGUCAACGAGAUGGAGACUGUCAACGAGGAGCCCGAGCCCGAGCCGGUAACUCCUGAGGCCAGGUCCAAGGAUCUUCCCGAGCCCGCGGAGCCGUCACAAGCUGAAGCUGCUCCAUCUGUCGAACCGGCGAAACCGGCGACGGAGCCUGCAGUGACCGCGGAGGCUGUCAGCAUUGCAGAAGAAGAGACGCAUGCAGGGCCGAAGGAAGAACUAGUUGCUCCCGUUAGGGCUUCCGCGCCAGAGGUCAUAGAACCCAUGGAGCCCGUAGAGCCCAUAGAGCCUGUGAAGCCGGCAGUACCGGAACCAGAACCGCAGCCAGAACCUGCCCCAGCUGUGCCCGCUAAGGAGGAGAUCAUCGUCAUCAAGCCUCCAGUUCCUCGACCUGUCGCUAAGGUCCGGGCUCGUCGCGAAAAGUCCGGUAUUCCAGCUCUGGAUCGCGACCUCGAGAACUACGAGGAAGGUGCCAUCGCCGAACGCGACGAAGAGGAAGAUGACUGGGACUUCGUUGAAACAAACGUGGACGAGGAGCGGAACGGCGCGAAAGGCGCUGGCCUCUUUACUCGUGGUGGCGUCGUUGAUCGCUACAGGCUCACCGUCUUCCGUAAGUCGACGACACGCAGGUCGAAUGGUCGUUCGCGGAACACAGAGUCGGAAGAGGGCACACAGUCACCGGCGCUUUCGGAGAAGCAGCGGCGCGGCAGGAACCCCGGCCUCACCUUCCGAAAGAGCCCCAAGGAGUUUUUGCGCACCAAGUCGCCUCCACCAAGUCUCUCGAGUAAUAAGUCGCGCAUUCAACAAGCCCUGUCUUCAGUAUCUACGGCGUCGAGUGCUGGUCCCAUUACGCCGUCGGCUUCGCUGUCAUCUGCCCUUCCCGUAUCGCCAUCUCUGAAGUCCAAAGAAUCUGCAGUCUCCGUGGGCUCUCCUAGCGAGUCCUCAGACCAGUCAGUCAACGGCGACAUAGCGACCAACGGUGAUGCUCCACGCGGUGUCUCGGUAGGAUCCAUCGAGGAGAAGCAAAAGAACAAAGUUCUGAAGAAGUACAAGGAGGGGGCCGAAAAAAUGCUGUCCAUCUUCCAAUCACCUCGGUAGCCCUGCACCCCUCAAUCGGGUCUUGGGGUUUUAUGGCGCUAUCUACAUGUUUUCGUGGAAUCUCUUGUUUGGAUGCCUAUGCUUAUCUAUUGCCCGGUUUGAACUCACUCCUGACACUAAACUGUUUAAUGUUUCGGCAUCGCAAUCACGCGUUCAGGACCGUUCGUCUCUGCCACUGCUCUUCGCUGAUACCACACUCGUUUUUCAAAUUGUUUUUAUAGUUUGUUUCACUGCACCCAAUGCUGUCCUUGUAAUCGCUCGUAAUAGUCCAAUAGCAAACCAUAGCCUCAAUAGAGUCACUCUUUAAUCAUAGGAUUCUCAUAGUACGACCAGUUAAUCACAUUGAAAACCCCUCCUUUCCACUACGAAUACACUAGAACGACGGCAUGCACAAUAUAUAUACAUAAUUCCAAGCAGACGAAUGCGGAACGACGAUUAGAUGAAACAAUACUAUCAGUCUAGGUCUUGUAAACUUUUCCUCAGUAUCUGUACCCGCUCCUCGACUCGGUCGAGGACACUAUUCAGCUCGGCAACUUCGGUCUUCACAUCGCCCGUUGGCUCCGAACGUAUCGCCGGCCAUCCGCCCGCGGCAGCCUUGGUCGCCGUGAGCUCGUCCCAGAGGGCGGUGACGAUGCCCUGGACCCACUUCUCGCGUUCCUCAGUGCGGCGCAUCUCCUUGCGGCGGCCGACCUCCUCGCGCUUGCCCAUCAUGACGAGCGUCCAGAUGUUGCUGAUCACGAGGAGGACGAUGACGAAGUACAUGAUCGCGCUCGCCGAAGACUGGUCCCAGGCGUCCCUGAUGAGCUCGAGCGCACCUUCGGUAGAUUGCUUCGCGACCUUCAUCGUGCCCUCGAGGGUUUCGUACGCCCACUGCAGCCCGCGCUGGCUGCGUUCCAGCUCGCGCACCUUCAAUUCGUCGCUGGCCUCCUUGUCUGCGCUUGUGAGCGCUGGCGAUGCUGGGGCGGCGGCCUCUGCCUCUUCGACGUCCACUCCUUCAGGGAUGAACUCGGACUGGUGUCUGUGGAUGUAGUCCCGCAUGGAUCUCUCGAGCGCGACGUGGUACGUCUUCUGCCCAUCGAUAGCGGACUUUUCGACGAUACCCUUGAUGAAGCUCCGGCCUGUCCACUCAACCUGCGUGGUGAUGAUAACCUUCGUUGAGAUGCUGCUGGCCCACAUGAUACACGUCCGUGUCUUCACAGAGAAGACACUACCGCUCGGCACCUCGGGUGUGCGCGUGGUCGUGACCAUCGAGACGUACUCUUCGAAUUCGCAGAACGCCAUCUCGUCCCUCAGCUCGCAUCUCGUCUGCCUGGGACCAAUGCUAGCCGUCAGAGGCUUGAUGUACGACAUGUUCCUAGAGAGAAGUAUCGCAUUGCCGGGUAGGGGCUCCCAAUCCGAAAUCUGGAUAUCCAUGAGCUUCUGCCCAUCACGCAUGAACUCUUUGAUGAACCCGCUCGUGAACAUGAGAUUGUAGAUCUUCUCUGGUGUCCCAGGGAACACUGUCUCCAUCGCAGUUUCGGUAUAGUGCUGUCCAUUCUUCCCGUCCCCGCGAUCGCGCGGGACUGCGUACUCGGUCGAUGGACGAGCGCGAACGAUGCGAGUUCGACCGCUCGUCGCGAGCUAUGAUCUCAGCAGGAGUGAUUUGGGGCAUGGACACGACAGGAUUCGCCAUGGCGAGGCCAGAAGCAGCGAUGGCACCGGCGAGGCCUGUGGUCUUACGCUUGGGUGACUUGGAGCUCGUGGUGCUUGCUGACGCUGGACCGGGACUGACAGGCGCGGACUCCUUCACCGACAGGCGCCGGAACAUCCUGCGCUUCUUGCUAGUGCUGCCGACGGAGUAGAUAGACGCCGCAUCUGACUUGUCCGGGGCAGCAAGCAGGGACGAGUUAGGAAAAGAGGGAACGGUAGCACUUGUGGACAAGGUGUGUUUUGAGAGCCCGACGUCUGCAAUCGCAUUGCUUGAGCUAAUCUUCGUGGGGGACUCCACAAUGGGUGACAUACCCGCGCCGCCGUUUUCAAGAUGCCCAGACAAGUUCGGUGAAGUUGCGGGGCGCUCGUGCAUGGACCGCGGUGGAGACGCAACACUCUUCCUGUCGCCCUUGACCUUGAUCCGCAUUCCGCUGCGAUUAGACUUGUUCGACUUGUUCGAUUUGAGCGAAGGCGUUCGCUGCAACUCUUGCUGUCGCUCGAAACCGGUGGCAACCGUAGCAGAACGGGGAUGGUUCACUUGGCUGCCCUGCGAUUGUUCACGCAGGUUCCCCGUGGAACUCGAGUGCGAAAGCGGGCGAAGAGUUGACUCGCGCUCAGACAUUGCCGGACGGCUGGGUGUGGGUGUGACUGCGUCGUCUUCAACAGGGGACGGAGGUGGUAGAGGACUGCUGCUAAGCGAGAGGGCAUGCUGUCGGCGGGGCUUCUUCGAUCCCCCCUUUAAGUCCUCAAGCGACUGUCCAUCUUUAGGCGUGCUCGAAGAGGAGGCGGACAUGUCACUGUUACGCGGGGAAGGUGGGAUGACCGUGACGUUGGGGUUAAUAGACUCGUUGUCUGUGUCACUCUGCUUGCCGCUAAGCGACUUGGAUGGUCUGUGGGUGCUCUGGCUAGCCCUUGAGACUGAGAUUGUUGGAUGGCGCUGCGAUUGGGCUGGGGAGGUAGACGAUGGUGAAGGGGACCGUGCUCCGUCGCGGUUCGCGCCCGACUUGACCAGUUUAGUGAAGAAGCUGGGCGCCAUUACUUCUUGCGGACCGUCUCCGAAGAAAAUCAAUUCUAGCGGCUGUCACAGGUGUUGCCCAACGGACAAAUCGGCUGUGAGUGGGGAUGGAUACGUCUAUCCUCUGGUAGGGACAGCAACUAGUGAAUACGACGCCAGAAUCACGCUUCAGACGUUUACGUCUUACAAACAGCCCUACUGCUACUGCGCGUUACUAUAGCCACCUCCUGGAAAUGCGCACGCGACUUGAGCUAUCUUCGUGUUGAGAACGGUAGAGGUAGAUAGUGGUUCGGUGAAAAGAGCCAAAGCCUCCAGAUGAG
This is a messenger RNA of Phanerochaete carnosa HHB-10118-sp, 7247 nucleotides long. RefSeq lists its product as uncharacterized. The transcript is spliced from 14 exons. Gene Ontology annotation, molecular function: ATP binding; protein serine/threonine kinase activity. Bases 264 to 4223 code for a protein of 1319 amino acids. Gene Ontology annotation, biological process: protein phosphorylation. The record is from RefSeq and is a predicted model, not a curated record. Lineage: Eukaryota; Fungi; Basidiomycota; Agaricomycetes; Polyporales; Phanerochaetaceae.